Messenger RNA from Austrofundulus limnaeus, 1615 nucleotides. RefSeq names its product U8 snoRNA-decapping enzyme. The transcript is spliced from 4 exons. Bases 747 to 1403 code for a protein of 218 amino acids. Gene Ontology annotation, molecular function: phosphodiesterase decapping endonuclease activity; snoRNA binding. Gene Ontology annotation, biological process: sno(s)RNA catabolic process; mRNA catabolic process. NCBI's taxonomy places the organism in Eukaryota, Metazoa, Chordata, Actinopteri, Cyprinodontiformes, Rivulidae. The record is from RefSeq and is a predicted model, not a curated record. Gene Ontology annotation, cellular component: nucleus.
GAAUAUAAACAUGCUGUGUGACAAAAACUAGCAAAAUGUUAGAAAAACAUAUACUAUAAUAACAUUAUUUACUUUAGCCAUUUAAAUACGUGACUACAUAACACAAUUUAGAGUUUAAAAAAGGUAAAAGUAGCCCUGAGUGGGUUUUAUCAGUUUUUUAAAGAUAUAAGAUCACAAUGGAAAUAAGUGAUUCUCACUUUCUUGUGUUAUUGAAGUACUAAUAAUGAAUGUAUUAGAUGUGUAUGUACAUGCAAUAUUAUUGCUUAAUAAAAUCAAUCAAUCAAAUAAUAGAAACUUUUUUGUAAAAAUGUCGACAAUAGAGCUCGGCUGCGUUUGCUGUAGGUAAAAUAUUGACAAAUUUUCCACCAGCUUUUCAAUGAUCAAAAUGUCUACAAAUAUCAUUUUAAAAAAUGCAUUAAAAAUAGGUAAAAACCAAAUAUUCUGCUGUGAAAUAUUUCGGAAAUAAGUAAAUCUGCUCCACACCAGAAGAGGGAGCCAGAGAUCAUUUAAAUCAAGCCUCUAACAGCUUCCUUUAAGCUUCCUCUUUACUUUAAAUUCAGGGAUUUUCAAGCUGAACAACACUGAGAUCCCUUAACUCAGCAAAUUACGAAAGGAGAACAGAUAAAAGGAACCAGUAAAGUUGCGCGAUCUCUUAUUGGCAUAACACAUCCAUCCAUUUUGAGCAGUUAGCUACAGAACUGCAACUGUGUGAUUCUGCUCUGUUUUUGUUAUAUCUGCUUAUAUAGAUGGCAAGUGGACAGCUGUCCAGGGAGGAGGCGUUGGCUUGCACAGACUGCAAGCAUGCCUGCCACGUGAUGCUCUACUCUGACACUAAAUCUCAGCUGUUCGGCAGAACUCCCAUCAAGCACAUUGUGCUGAUGCAGAUGCGCUUCGAUGGUCUGCUGGGCUUCCCAGGCGGGCUCGUUGACGCAGGGGAGUCCCUGGAGGAGGGGCUUAACAGGGAACUGUUGGAGGAGCUGGGCAUGGCCGUGUCUGUAUCUGAGGAAGACCUGAUGGACUCUCGAUUUGCCCCUCCCCUCCCAGGCAAACCCUGCGCCGGUCUCAUCACUCAUUUGUAUGUGAAGAAGUUGGAGGAGGAGCAGAUUCAGGAGGUGGAGAAAGCGUGCGUGUCCAGUGCAGCAGAUCACGGUCUCGAGGUCAUGGGGAUGGUCCGAGUUCCUCUCUACAGCACAAUAAGAGGAGGCGGCCUUGGCUUUUUCCUCUCAAACUCCUUCAUAGGCAACGCUCGCUCUCAGCUCAUUAACUCUCUGCUGCGCCUCCACCUGGUCUCGGCAGGGGAGUUGCGGAGCGCUCUCAGGAAUUCUCUGAAGAUCCAUUCGAAGUCUGCAAAGGACCUGAAGGCAGCCUUUGCUCUGACAGAGGCACAUGGGAAUUGGCUUUAAAACGCACCUGCGCUUGCUGCAGCACAUACUGUCGGGCACGCUCACGUAUAGUUUGACCCUCAGCUUUGCAUACAUACAUACAUAAAUAUCCAUUAGCCUGCUAAAUUACAACUGGUGACAUAAAACUGCUUUUUAUGCAUCCAACGCUUCAGAGCAAUGCCAGAGUUUCUUUUCUUAUAAAUGGAAAUAAAUCAACCUGUUUUUAUCCACCA